Messenger RNA from Serendipita indica DSM 11827, 819 nucleotides. NCBI's taxonomy places the organism in Eukaryota, Fungi, Basidiomycota, Agaricomycetes, Sebacinales, Serendipitaceae. The record is from the annotation of a GenBank genome assembly.
AUGGCCGCUUUGUCCGUUCCACGCAUUCCUCCCCCAAAAAGCGAACUUCCGUACCCUCCAAUACACAGAAAUGCCAAAUUUGUGAUUCUCUCGGAUUGGGAUGGGACGAUCACGUCGUUUGAUUCGAAUGUCCUGAUCACCAACCAUCGGCACCCUUUCUCACUCAGCAAUCCUUUAGAUUUAACAGACAAUUAUGGCUUUGGGAACCAGCGACGGCGCGAAUUGAACUUGGAGAUUCUUGACGGGAAAAUCACCUUUAGAGAUGCCUUUCGUGAUAUGCUAGCAAGCAUUCCACUCCCAUUUGAGGAAUGCAAAGAGAUUCUCAAACGAGACAUCAAGCUAGAUCCAGGCUUUGCUCAGUUUUACGCAUGGUGCAAGUCUGCUGACAUACCCUUUGUCAUUGUUUCGAGUGGAAUGGAACCGCUCAUUCGAGCGGUCCUUGUCAAUCUCAUCGGCGAAGAAGAUGCAGCGAGCAUCGACAUCAUUUCCAACGAUGUCAUGACGGAUGAAACAGGUCGCUGGCGUAUCAAGUAUCGUCAUCCGGACAGGCGAGUCCUCGGAUUCGGACAUGACAAGUCUCAAGCGAUUCUCCCAUAUCGUCAACUGGAUUCACCGCCAGUACUGUUCUUCUUUGGCGACGGCGUCUCAGGCGAGUCAAUCUCUCCUCUCACCGUCACCCGUUUCUUCUAUCCGCUUGGUGGAUGGACACCGCCAAAUAUGGAGCUCCACAUCCACAUACCAUCCUCAUGGAGCAGCAGAGCUCCGUCUCCCCACUUGACAUCAGCCCUCCUUGUUUCCUCAUCUAUGUCACCUGACUGA